AUGAGCGGCGAGAUCGAUGCCGUCUACAUAUAUGACGAGCACAACAACCCCCUCGUCGAGCAUGUAUAUCGCUCCCGGCCGCCCUCCGCCACCGCCAUCCUGCCCCUCUACCUUGCCCAUGCCGCCCCGCGCCCUUCCCUCCUAUACAUCCCCAAUGCCUCACCGCCGGUGACGGUAUUUUCAACCGUCCAGUCGAACCUGCUGUUCCUAGCGCUGACCGAGGUGGACACCGAGCCGCUUGUGGUGUUGGAAUUCCUGCAUCGGGUCGUCGAUGUGCUGGAGGAUUUUGUGGGCCCGCCCUUGCUCUCGAGCAGGAUCGAGUCCAACUAUGAUGUUGUUGCGCAGCUCUUGACUGAAAUGUGUGAUGCUGGUGUGGUGUGUAAUACUGAACCCAAUGCGCUGCAAGAAGUUGUUGAGGUACCGGGGUGGAUGGGGAAGCUAUUGGGGGGGAUCGGAGUGCCUGGAACAUCGACACCCACUAUGGGAACUGCCAAUCCCUUGAAGCAAUCAUUGGCCGCCGCGAGUUCGGCCCAAGGCCCUGCGAUUCCCUGGCGCCGGCCCGGGGUACGGCACACAUCCAACGAGUUAUAUGUCGACAUCAUUGAGUCUCUAUCUGUGACAAUGGCUCCAUCAGGGCGAUUGCUCUCUGCAUUAGUGUCUGGAACUAUUGCGUUCACGGCAAAGCUCUCCGGAGUCCCAGAUUUGCUAUUAAACCUAACAACACCCGGGGGACAACAAGGUAUCUCUCGCAAGAUAGAGCUGCCUGUUUUUCACCCAUGUGUCCGACUGGCGCGGUGGAGGGAACGACCGGGCGAGCUUAGCUUUAUACCGCCAGACGGCCGGUUCAUUUUGGCCGGGUAUGAAGUUGAUCUCCUCCCAAUAGAUUCGGACCUCGACGAACCGCCAAGCCACAUGGAGAAGCUUUUCCUUCCUGCCAUAGUGGAGAUUCGCAAAUCACUCGGGCCCUCCGGCGCCGACUUCGAGGUGCGAUUGACUCUGAACACAGACUUCCCGGGUCAGCCUUCAUCUGCCCGGCCGGGGCCCGCGCGGAAUGGAUCCGGCACCUCGACUCCAUCAUUCCUGGGCAACGUAGGUGGUGGAGGCAGUAAUACCACCGGACCGGUGCUUGAGGACGUUGUUGUCAGCGUCCCGAUUUCCAAAUCUGUACGACACAUCACGGACAUGCAGGCCAGCCGAGGUGACGCUCAGUUCUUGCCGGGCAGCGGUCUUCUCGAGUGGCGGGUUCCAACGGGCCGCGAAGCCGGCACGAUCUCUGGAACUGCAACUCUGCGGUGCUCCGUCGCGGGCUACCCGUUGGCGGACGAAGAUCUAGACGAAAGCCCAGAUGAGGAUGCCAAUGCAAAUCUCCUGCAAGGCUACUACGAGGCUCCGACUUCCUACCAUGACCAGGACAACAGCAUCGGCACUAAGACACGAUCGGGUGACCCAGCUAAGCGGAAGAAGAAGAAAAAGAAGUCCACCAAAAAAUCGUCCCGCUCUGCUGUUGCUGGCACCACCACCGCCACCACCGUCCCCGAAGAUACAGGCAACGGCCCGACUGAAGUACCCGCGGAAAGCUCAGCAAAGCUCUCAACUCCCUCCCCAGAUCCAUCCAAACCACGAACACCAACGCCUCCCUCCCAAUCCCAAACACAAUCACAAUCACACUCGCAGCCUCAACCUCAACCCUGUCUCCCCGCCUUCUUCUCCCCCUCCACAUCCGCACGCCCUACACCGCGCCGAACGAAAGCGCAACUCAACGCAAGCCUCAUGCCCAAUUCCGCUUCUGUCUCCUUCUCCGUGCGCGGCUGGCUUCCGUCGGGUAUCAGAGUUGAUAGUCUGAACAUCGAUCAGCGCCGCAGUCGCGGUCUGGGGGAGAGUGUCAAACCGUACAAGGGGGUGAAGUAUUUGUGUGUGAGUAAGCGUGGUGUUGAGAGACGAUGUUGA
Penicillium riverlandense is the source of this 1947-nucleotide messenger RNA. Its product is annotated as putative AP-3 adaptor complex subunit mu. Gene Ontology annotation, biological process: intracellular protein transport; endocytosis. Gene Ontology annotation, cellular component: clathrin adaptor complex; cytoplasmic vesicle. Lineage: Eukaryota; Fungi; Ascomycota; Eurotiomycetes; Eurotiales; Aspergillaceae. The transcript is spliced from 3 exons. The record is from RefSeq and is a predicted model, not a curated record. The coding region runs from base 1 to 1947 and encodes 648 amino acids.